Anas platyrhynchos (mallard) is the source of this 4122-nucleotide messenger RNA. It is a transcript of the gene THBS4, whose product is annotated as thrombospondin 4. NCBI's taxonomy places the organism in Eukaryota, Metazoa, Chordata, Aves, Anseriformes, Anatidae. Gene Ontology annotation, molecular function: calcium ion binding. Gene Ontology annotation, cellular component: extracellular region. The record is from RefSeq and is a predicted model, not a curated record. Gene Ontology annotation, biological process: cell adhesion; response to endoplasmic reticulum stress.
GCCCGCCGCCGCCCCUCCCCGUUAAACAGCGGUCCCGGCGCGGAGCAGCUCGCCGUCCUGCCCUGCCUUUUACCCUCCUCUCCCUUCCCGUCCCCUCCUUUGCCCGGCCCGGCCCUGGCCGCCAUGGGGUGGGAUGGCGGCGCUGCCCUGCUGCUGCUGCCCCUCGCCCUGCAGCUGUGCCCGGGCCGCGCCGCGCCGCCCGCCCCCCGAGUUAUUGAUCUUCUUUCAUAUUCCAACAAGAGAGUGGUAACAAACUUCCUGCAACAAGCACUUGGCGAUCCUACGCUGAAUGAAGUGUUCUUGCUCUCAACAUUCAAACUGCAGCCAAAGAGCACAGCCACCAUAUUUGGCCUGUAUUCAUCAACUGGAAACAGCAAGUAUUUUGAGUUUACAGUAGUGGGACGGAUGAAUAAAGUGGUACUUCGCUAUCUGAAGAGUGAUGGGAGGUUGAACUCAGUGAUUUUUAGCAACAUCCAGCUGGCUGAUGGGAAACCCCAUGCUGUCAUCUUGUGGCUGAGUGGUCUGCAGCAGGAAUCAAGCACAAUAGAGUUGUAUCUGGACUGUCUGCAAGUAGGUGCCAUUCAGGACCUGCCAAAAGCAUUUUCAACUCUGCCUGAGAGGUCAGCAGCAGUAGAAUUGCACAUCUUCCAGAAGAAGCCACAGGAUACACUGGAUGAGCUGAAGCUGGUAACCGGAGGAACGCUUGCCCAAGUGGGGAACCUGCAGGACUGUUUUCUUCAGCAAAUUGAACCUGCUUCUCAGUACAAUGGAGAUUUUAAUAGGCAGCUAAUGAGCCAGAUGAUGCAGAUGAACCAGAUACUGGGUGAUGUGAAAGACCUUCUGAGACAACAGGUCAAAGAAACGACUUUUUUGAGAAAUACCCUAGCUGAGUGCCAGGCAUGUGGUUUGGGAACUGUGAAUUUUCCAACUCCAAUCCCUAGGCGCAGCAAACCCAAAUGUGAACCAAGUUCCUGCUUCAGGGGAGUCAGGUGCAUGGAGACAGCUGAGGGAUUUCAGUGUGGCCCCUGCCCUGAAGGGCUCACAGGGAAUGGAGUGACAUGUUCAGAUAUUGAUGAGUGCCGUUACAGCCCUUGCUUCCCUGGAGUGCGUUGUGUGAACACUGUUCCAGGUUUCCGGUGUGAGACCUGUCCCCCAGGAUAUACAGGACAAACUGUGCAAGGCGUGGGACUCAGCUAUGCCAAGAGCAAUAAGCAGAUCUGCUUAGAUAUUGAUGAAUGUCAGAAUGGCGGGCAUGGACUCUGUGUUCCAAAUUCCCAUUGUAUUAACACUUUGGGUUCUUAUCACUGUGGCCAGUGCAAAUCAGGAUACACAGGAGACCAAGUCAGGGGAUGCCAGGCUGAGAGAAGCUGCAGAAGUCGAGCCCUCAAUCCAUGCAGUGUCCAUGCCCGGUGCAUUGAGGAACGGAGAGGGGAAGUGACAUGCAUUUGUGGCAUUGGCUGGGCUGGUGAUGGUUAUAUUUGUGGAAAAGAUGUUGACAUUGAUGGCUACCCAAACGAAGAGCUCCCUUGCCCUGCUGAAAGCUGCAGAAAGGACAACUGCAAAUUUGUCCCGAACUCUGGGCAGGAAGAUGCUGAUGGUGAUGGGGUUGGAGAUGCCUGUGAUGAAGAUGCAGAUGGAGAUGGCAUUCCCAAUGACCAGGAUAACUGUGUCUUGACUCCCAAUGUUAACCAGAGAAAUAGUGACCAAGAUAUCUUUGGAGAUGCUUGUGACAACUGCCGCAAUGUCCUGAAUAAUGACCAGAGGGACACAGAUGGUGAUGGGAAAGGAGAUGCUUGUGAUGAUGACAUGGAUGGCGAUGGUAUUAAGAACCUUUUGGAUAAUUGUCAGAGGAUUCCCAACCAAGACCAGGAGGACAAGGAUAAUGACGGUGUUGGUGAUGCCUGUGACAGCUGCCCUACAGUCAGCAACCCAAACCAGUCUGAUAUCGACAAUGACCUGGUUGGAGAUUCGUGUGAUACCAAUCAGGACAGCGAUGGUGACGGGCACCAGGACAGCACAGACAACUGCCCCACCAUCAUUAACAGCUCCCAGCUGGACACCGAUAAGGAUGGGCUGGGUGACGAGUGUGAUGAGGAUGAUGAUAACGAUGGCAUUCCUGACCUCCUGCCCCCUGGCCCUGACAACUGCAGGCUGGUCCCCAACCCAGGGCAGGAAGAUGACAAUGGUGAUGGAGUUGGGGAUAUCUGCGAGUCUGAUUUUGACCAGGAUACAGUAAUUGAUCGGAUCGACGUCUGCCCUGAGAACGCGGAGAUCACCUUGACAGACUUUAGAGCCUACCAGACAGUAGUGCUGGACCCGGAGGGAGAUGCGCAGAUUGAUCCCAACUGGGUGGUUCUGAACCAGGGCAUGGAAAUCGUGCAGACCAUGAACAGUGAUCCUGGCCUUGCUGUUGGUUACACAGCUUUUAAUGGUGUCGACUUCGAGGGCACUUUCCACGUGAACACAGUGACAGACGAUGACUACGCUGGUUUUAUUUUUGGCUAUCAAGACAGCUCUAGCUUUUACGUGGUAAUGUGGAAACAGACGGAGCAGACGUACUGGCAGGCGACUCCCUUCAGAGCUGUGGCAGAGCCUGGCAUUCAGCUAAAGGCUGUGAAAUCAAAGACAGGCCCUGGUGAGCACCUCCGCAACUCCCUCUGGCACACGGGGGACACCAGUGACCAGGUCAGACUGCUGUGGAAGGACCCCCGGAACGUAGGGUGGAAGGACAAAGUCUCCUACCGCUGGUUCUUGCAGCACAGACCCCAGAUUGGAUAUAUCAGGGCAAGAUUUUACGAAGGCUCUGACCUAGUGGCAGACUCUGGUGUCACUAUAGACACCACGAUGCGUGGAGGACGGCUUGGAGUUUUCUGCUUCUCUCAGGAAAACAUCAUCUGGUCCAACCUGAAAUACCGCUGUAAUGUUUUUCGCAGCUGUGAAACGCCUCCCCUGACACCAGCAACGCACUGCAGCCCAGCCAGACGGGAACUAACACCCCACCACUGCUCCUCCCAGAGCAGUCACUGCUGCAGAGAUUGUGCCAACUAAGUAGUACAGCUGUCAUCGGAGAAUUAAAUUGUUAUUUAAAACCAACCAACCGUGAGGGUUGUACAUGCACAAUAUACUGAGGUCAUCAUAUAUGGAAGAUGCCUUAAGCUCCAAAUGCAAGGUGAAGCAAAUCUGGAGAUUCUCUGGGAUCAGUCAGCAGACCUCAGCAUCGCAUGUGUUAGGGGCUGGUUGCUCCUGUCUGGGGGUGGAGAAGAUGCUAAGAUGGCCUUCCUCCUGGGGCUCUGGGGAGCGCACUAUCUGUCCACUUAGAGAGAGAUCCCCCAAGCUGGCAUAGUUCCUUUGCUCUCUGUGGAUCCCAGAAGCCCAGUCUGGAUCUGCGUUGGACACAGCACAGACAGGCCCUAGAUCUGCAGCUUGUGCUGGGGAUGGACCUUGGUUCUCAAGCACUCCAUGCUCCUAGGUUGCUGCAUGCAGAAACAGGGGGACAGUGAAAGAGGAACCUCUAGACAGAUUGUGGUUCUUACAACUAAAGAUUACUUGAUAAGAGUCUCAAGCAGUAUGUGGUUUCCCAGAAAGCACAUUUCAAAGCUGCCACUGAAGUUGCAGAUACUUUUCCUGGCAGUGAGCAAGCAGUGGCUUUGCUGCAGGCGCCACAGUGAUUCAAUGAAACCACUCAGGGAAGCCUCUGGAGUUCCCAAGCAUCGUUGCAUUUUUUGGAUAAGUUCUUAUAGUUGCAUAAAAAGAUUGGAAAGAAUUGAGCCUCAAACAAAGAAGUUACCAAACCAACAGCUGAAAAAAACAGAGGAUUUGUCACUUUUUUCCUAAACAUUGUGUUUAUUUCCUUUUUUUAAAGUUUAGAGUCCUGCUCUAUGUCAGGGUGGAAAUAACCAUAUCAGGUGGCUCAGCUUCACUGCUGUGACUCCUUACUUGGGUACUGCGUUAGCUUUCCCCUUGGUUCUGGGCUCUCCUGGUGAGAUGGUCUGACACCUGGCAAAGGGACACUGCAAACACAGCAUCAGUCAGAACUGCAGUCACUCUUACAACAGUGACCCACCCAGCUCCAGCUUCUUUCACCAAUUUUGAAGUUUUUCUAAUAUUUGCUGCUGGUCCCUG